Westerdykella ornata is the source of this 924-nucleotide messenger RNA. Its product is annotated as Phosphoadenosine phosphosulfate reductase thioredoxin. The transcript is spliced from 3 exons. Lineage: Eukaryota; Fungi; Ascomycota; Dothideomycetes; Pleosporales; Sporormiaceae. The record is from RefSeq and is a predicted model, not a curated record. The coding region runs from base 1 to 924 and encodes 307 amino acids. Gene Ontology annotation, cellular component: cytoplasm. Gene Ontology annotation, molecular function: phosphoadenylyl-sulfate reductase (thioredoxin) activity.
AUGCCUUCACAACAUGCCCCGAAUGUGGAUUUCAAAGGCAGUGGGGAGGAGCCGAUUUCGCUGUCUAUCCACGACGAUGAAUCCGGUUAUGCAUCGGCAUCGUCGAGCACCGAGAGCCUUCCCGAGGUCUACUUCAGCAAAGCUCAUCUCAAGUACUUGAACGCUCAACUCCAGAAGCUCGAGCCUGAGGACAUUCUUCGUUGGUGUGUCACUUCUCUGCCAGGACUCUACCAGACCACUGCCUUUGGCCUCACCGGCCUGGUAACACUGGACAUGCUUUCCAAACUCUCUGGACCCAUCAAGCCCAAAGUGGACCUCAUCUUCCUGGAUACUCUCCAUCAUUUUGACGAGACCCUCGCCUUGGUCGAAAAGGUCCGCAAGCGAUAUGGUACCACCAUCCACGUCUACAAGCCCGAGGGCUGCGAGACUGCCGACGACUUUGCCGCCAAGCACGGAGAGAGGCUGUGGGAGACCAACGACGAGCUGUACGACUAUGUGGCCAAGGUUGAGCCUUCGCACCGUGCCUACUCGGAGCUCCAAGUCAAGGCCGUCCUCACCGGCCGGCGGAGGAGUCAGGGAGGCAAGCGGGGCGAUCUGAACAUUGUUGAAGUCGACGAGACGGGCCUCAUCAAGGUGAACCCCCUUGCCAACUGGUCGUUCAAGCAGGUCCAAGAGUACAUUGAAGCGAACAACGUCCCGUACAACGAGCUGCUCAACAGGGGUUACAAGAGCGUGGGCGACUGGCACUCGACGCAGCCCGUUGCCCAAGACGAGGACGAGCGAUCGGGAAGAUGGAAGGGAAAGGCCAAAACCGAGUGCGGCAUCCACAACCCCAAGUCAAGAUAUGCUCAGUUCCUUGCCCAGCAGAAGCUGCAGCAGCAAGAAGCGGAGCUGAGCCAAGCCCUGCAGAGCGUGGUGGUUUGA